Molecule: messenger RNA, 402 nt
Organism: Drosophila subobscura
Lineage: Eukaryota; Metazoa; Arthropoda; Insecta; Diptera; Drosophilidae
Exons: 2
Coding region: 1-402 (133 amino acids)
Source: RefSeq, a predicted model, not a curated record
AUGGAUGAGAAAAGUCUUACGGAACGACUCCAAAAUAUGAAUGGUAACCUCGAUGCCCCAUCAUCGGACCAAGUAACCCAAAAGCAGGAAAAGAAGCCCAAGAAUCCCGAAAAGCCCAAGAAGUCCAAGGAGCCUGAGAAGCCCAAGGAGCCCGAGAAGCCCAAGGAUCCCAUCGACGGCGUGCCAGAUACACAGCAGGCCGGUUGCAUCUGCAACCGUGAAAGAAAGGUCUACAAAUGUAGCUUCUGUGGCCGCUUCGUGUGUGGACGCGUUGCCAAGGUGUGCACCGUCCAUCCAUCGGAGAUAUGUUCGAUGGACCUUCGUUUGUGUCCCCAUUGUGGCUUCAAUUUCUUAACCAAGACCCGUUACAGAGUGGAGAACGUGGAGGAUCUAUUGAAGUAG